This is a messenger RNA of Tripterygium wilfordii, 1558 nucleotides long. RefSeq lists its product as uncharacterized. The coding region runs from base 2 to 1207 and encodes 401 amino acids. Lineage: Eukaryota; Viridiplantae; Streptophyta; Magnoliopsida; Celastrales; Celastraceae. The transcript is spliced from 7 exons. The record is from RefSeq and is a predicted model, not a curated record.
UAUGAAGUUCCUAGCUUUUUCCUUCCUGUUGUUCUUCCCUUUUGCAAUUACUCUUGCUCUAGCUCUAAACUCUGAAGAAACGUCUGUCAAAACAAAAAAGAUCAACAAACAUGCUGUAUUAACUAUCAAGGGUUCAUAUGGAGAUCUUAUUGAUUGUAUUGAUAAAAGAGAACAACCGGCUUUGAGAGGCCACAAAAUUCAGAGAAUGCGUAAACAAUUGUCAAAAGUAGAGAAAGAGCAGUCAGAGGGUAGGAUUAACAAAGCAUCUCAAAUUUGGUCGGGAAACGAGACUAUUUGUCCCAAGGGUACUGUUCCCAUUCGACGAAUCACAUCUGCCAAUACUACUACAACUGAAAAUUCUACAUCUAAUUUCGAAGGGAAACAACACUCUUUCUAUCGUCAACUUCGUUUUACUGGAGAGCAUGCGUUUGCAGUAGCUAUUUACGAUGCACCAGAAGGGAUAUACGGGGGAGCAGCAAUUUUAAACUUAUGGAAGCCAUCGGUCGAGAUGGGAGCUAGAGGCAGAGAGUAUAGUAGCGCCCAGAUUCGAAUCAAAGCAGAAAAUGCAAAUAACGAAUUUGAUGUUAUUGAAGCUGGAUGGCAUGUCUUUCCAUGGUAUUACACUGCGGAGGACGAUGACGUAGAAGAUGAUAAAGCAAGAUUUUUUAUUUCCUGGACGAAUGAUUCGUAUUCAAGGGCAUGCUACAAUAUGGAUUGUGAUGGAUUUGUGAUGCAAAGUAAUGAUGUAGAAUUUGGAAGUGCAUUUGAGUUAACAUCAACAUAUGACGGUGAACAAGAAGAUAUCUCUGUCGCAAUAUGGAAGGAUUCCCAAUCAAGAAGGUGGUGGUUGAAGUAUAAUGAUAUAGUGGUAGGUUAUUGGCCAGAAGAGUUGUUUACUCACUUAAGAACAAGAGGCACCAGGGUAGACUGGGGUGGUGAGGUGUUCAACACCAAACAGAACAACAGAUUCACAUCAACAGAAAUGGGUUCUGGUCACCUUGCGAACCAGGGAUAUGGGAAAGCAAGUUAUUUCAAACACCUAGGAGUUGAAACUUCAGGUACUGGACAUCAUUGGAUUUCACCCCAUAGCGUUAGAGGAUUCGUGAGCGACCCCAAUUACUACACCAUUCAACCUCAUGCUGACAUUGAUGGCUUGGGCAAUGGCGGCUUCUUCUUUGGAGGUCCAGGCAACAGGAAUCCUUCAUGAAAAUUGAUCUUUAAUAAUAAAAAAUAGAAAAAAAACAUUGCCAAUAAAGUUUCGUAAGGAAGAAUAAUGAAUGUGAGGACUCUAUUUUAUAUCUGGAUUAAUAUGGAGGUCUCACUGUACUACUAGCUGGUCAGCUAGAGGUAUAUGAAGAAAACAAAUAAGGGUUAUUUUCCAUGCCAGUUGAAACUUCAAUCUCAAUUGCUUGAUUGUUUCUCUUUGUCGUUUAUUUAAAUAAAAUAUAUAAGUUUGGACAUUGUAUAUAUCAAUAUGCAAUGACGUGACAUGUUUCAGGGAAUUAUUCCUAAGCAUCAUGAGAUAUGCUUUUGAGAAGUUUAAAGUAAACAAGGAAUU